AUGCCCCAGUACAAACUGCACUAUUUCAACCUCUACGCUAGAGCCGAGCCCAUCCGGAUGCUCUUCUUUUUGGCAGACCAACCCUACGAGGAUCGCCGGUGGGAGAUCCCCGAAUGGCCGGAAGUCAAGAAAGGCUACGCAGCCAGCGACGAAUUUGACAACGCACGAAUGGACGCGAUUUGCGACUCGUACACGGAUUACGUCGACAAAAUCGUCCCCUGGUACCGGAUCCACCUCAAAUUUUUCCCGGGCGACGAGAAAAAAGAAUUUGAUGCCACGGUCGACCCAGCGCGCAAAUUAUGGCUGGGGCAGCUGGCCGAUUUAUUAGAAAAGGAAGGAACCGGAUAUAUGGUUGGCGAUAAAUUAUCCUGGGUGGAUUUGACGCUGGUGAAUCACAUGGACGUUUUUGAGCUGGCGAUUCCGGGAUCUCAAUUCAUCUGUCGACCCUCCAUUGCCUCAUCAUCAACGUCAUCCUUUUCAUUUCCACGUGUGGAAGCCGGCGUAUUCCCGAGAGCCGAGUUCGGCCUCAACGCCCACCCAUUGAACGCGAGCUUUGACGAUGGUUGCUCGGACAUCUCCGACUUUCUCAUCCUCUCCGAACUGUUGCCAAAGUACAAGAAGAAGCCGAAGAAGUUUGAUGGCCAUUCAACCACUACAUCGAGACGUUCCACGGCUUCUUCCGUGAUCCGGAAACGACUUUCCAUCGUCGAGCCCGACGCCUCGUCGGUGGUGUUCUUCGAUGCGAAUGACUAUUCAAGAGCCCCGCCACUACCGCCGGAGACAAUUUCGGGCAGAAGCUUACCAAGGUCAAUCCUGAAAAAGCACCCCUCUGCCAAUAUCUACGAAGAGAUUGGGGAUGAUGAGGGGGAUUUGGAGGAACAUGUCUCUGAUGUACGCCCGGAGCUGCCAGCUCGUCCGGUGGUGACCUCUCUGCGUCUCUUCCCGCCCUGCACCCUGUUCCAGCCGCGCUCAAUGCCGAAUACCGACUCGGAAAAGUACCCCGAGCCGCUGCGCCGCAAGAAGCUGCCCAGCCUCCACCGGAAGCGCUCGAAGCUCAUCGAUUUC
Mesorhabditis spiculigera is the source of this 1065-nucleotide messenger RNA. The record is from the annotation of a GenBank genome assembly. Lineage: Eukaryota; Metazoa; Nematoda; Chromadorea; Rhabditida; Rhabditidae.